AUGGAGAUGGAAUUAGAAUUCGAACUUAAGGCAGACACAAGCAGCAUUUCUCUGACUAUUCAACGUACUACUAAUGAUGAUGAAGGAAUAUACUUCUGCGGUAAGUCUGAUGGGAAUGCGAUUCAGUUUUCCAGUGGAACUUUCUUAGCUGUGACAGGUCAUCCUCAGUUAAACAUAUCCGUGCUUCAGACUCCAGUACGGGGGUCAGUUUCUCCAGGAGAGUCGGUUACUCUGCAGUGCACAGUCAUGUCUGAGAUCAGAGCAGCAGAUCUCCGAGUGCUCUGGUUCAGAGCUGCUGCAGGACAAUCCUUUCCUGAAAUCAUUUACACUCAUCAGAACAGCAGCAGCCGUCAGUGUGAGAACAGCUCUUCUACACACAGCUCUGUGUACAACUUCUCCAAGAACAUCCUCGACCACGACCAUACUGGAACUUACUACUGCGCUGUAGCUGCUUGUGGGGAGAUCAUUUUUGGGAAGGGAACAGCUGUAGAACUGAAGAGGUCUGUGGAUUCUACAGUGUUCUUUUUAGGAGCAACUGUGGGAGUGUGUGUGGUUGUGAUAUCUGCUCUGAUCACUUUAACUUGCAAGAGAACAAAGUCUGAACAUAGUAGUGUGAGGCUUCAACAAGGCUCAGUGGUGGAGAACCUUAGCAGUCAGGUCUCUGCUGAUUUAUGCUGCCAAAAGGCUGAGAAUGAAGAGUGGACGCUCUGGACACAGUGUUUACUCUGAAGUCACAUACUUCUCAGUUACUGACCUCCAUUAAACUCUUUAGCUCUUUUCUGCUGUAUAAGCAUAUGUACAUUUUGUGGGAUAUGUUCAUUUUACUGACACCUUCUGUGUUUCAGAUGAGCUCCAGUUCAGCUUCAAACUCCUCUAAAAAGGACCACUUAAUGAAUAAAGACCAUUAUUCAGGAUUUGUCAAUAUUCUGUCUCAAACUCAAGCCUCAAUCAGUAGUUCAGUUAAGCUUUUCUUUCAGCCUCAAUCAGUAGUUCAGUUAAGCUUUUCUUUCAGCCUCAAUCAUAAGUUCAGUUAAGUUUCCUAUGAAACAUGGCUGAAAACGG
Pygocentrus nattereri (red-bellied piranha) is the source of this 1062-nucleotide messenger RNA. RefSeq lists its product as uncharacterized. Lineage: Eukaryota; Metazoa; Chordata; Actinopteri; Characiformes; Serrasalmidae. Bases 1 to 729 code for a protein of 242 amino acids. Gene Ontology annotation, biological process: response to bacterium. The transcript has 6 exons. The record is from RefSeq and is a predicted model, not a curated record.